CAAUUUACUCGGAGUUUUACCUUGAUUGACAUUGAUCCGAGAUACCGAAAACGGACAGGACAAAUGUUUGUACAGUUGUAUAAAUAAUUGUAUACCUCAUAAAUCUGCAGCUUCUCUAUGUAUAAUAGUGGCUGUGGUUGUUUGACUCUAUCCUAGAAGUUCUCACUGUGCUAAUGUUAUCACGGUUUUUCCUUGGUGCAGCAGGUGUGGCGGCAGGAGCUGCAUUGAUAUGUAACAUAUCCCCCUGGCUGGUUGCCAAACCUCAGUUAGCGAAGCUAGAUUACCUCAGUGCAGCCAAGUUACAGACACUGGAUGGACAGAAAAGAAACUUCACUGCAAAAGAGUUAUGGCAGAGGAAUGGAGCUGUUAUAAUGGCUGUUCGCAGACCAGGAUGAUCUUUGUGUAGGGCGGAAGCCCAGGGCUUGUCCUCCCUUGUUCCGGAGAUGGACGCCCGAGGUAUCCGCUUACACGCUGUGGUGCACGAGGUACUUGGCGCUGAAGAAUUUAAAUCAUUUAUCAAAGGAGAUGUCUAUUUAGAUUCUGAGCGCCAUUUUUAUGGACCUCAGGAGAGAUGGAUGAAUAUACCUGGUAUUUUUAGUUUUGAAACAUUAACCAGUAUCAUAAAAGAAAUGCGUAAAGGAACUCCAGGGAAUACAAAAGGUGAAGGAAGACUUCUUGGAGCUGUGUUUGUGAUUGGACCAGGAGAGCAAGGGAUAUUGUACCAACACCAUGAAAAGGUUAUAGGAGAUCAUGCAGACCUUGAUCAAAUUAAAGAUGCCAUAUCAAAAGUUAAUGUACCAAGUCUUCCAAGUGAAUAAACCUACCAUUAUAUUCUUACAUUAAAUGGACUGUUUUUACUGUGUUAAUUGUCAAGAAAAAAGAAUCGUGUUUUAUGCAUGCUUGCAUGUUUACAAUGUUUUAAUUGGUGCUACCAAAACUAGUCUUACAUCCUGGGUUGUACUGUAACUUUGCUAUGAAAUUGCUUAACUUAAAUUUAUUGGUUUUAUUUUAGUUUUUGUGCCCCCCUAUGAGUGGUGGGGGCAUAUAGAUUUGGUCUUGUCUGUGCGUCUGUCUGUCUUUCCGUGUGUCCGUCUGUCCAAAGUUCGUGACACGCCUAGCUCAAAAAGUAUUUAAUAUAAAGUGAUGAAACCUUGCAUGAGUCUUAAUCAUGAUAUGAACUUGUGCACCUCCUAUUUUUCAUUUGGGUCCGCCCCCUAUUUUCAGAGUUAUAGCCCCUGAAUUGUCAAAAAUGCACAUUUUCACCUUGUGACACGCCUAGCUCAAAAAGUAUUUAAUCAUGAUAUGAACUUGUGCACCUCCUAUUUUUCAUUUGGGUCCGCCCCCUAUUUUCUUAGUUAUGGCCCCUGAAAUAGUCAAAAAUGCACAUUUUCACCUUGUGACGCACCUAGCUCAAAAAGUAUUUAAUAUAAAUGGUUGAAAACUUGCAUAAGUCUUUAUCAUGAUAUAAACUUGCAAACCUCUUAUUUGUUAGCUGGCUCCACCCCCUAUUUUUAAAGUUAUGGUACCUGAAAUAGUAAAAAAUGCACAUUUUCACCUAAUCAUGUGCCGGGCUAGAAAAGUAUUUAAUGUAAAUUCAUGAAACCUUGCUUGAGUCUUUAUCAUGAUUUUGUUUGGUUUGUAUUGUUAUUUGAUAUAAAUGAUUUUUUUUCAAUUCCAAGACAAUCAUUAUUCAGUUAAUUGAUUGAUGUGUAUAGUCAGGUAAGUAUUUAAUCACAGAAUAUGAGAUUUUAUUGUAUGAUAGAAUGAAGCUCUACAGUUCACUGGUUAAAACCAGACUGUAGAGUGGAUGCUGCAUCAUUUUUUUAAUUCAAUCUUGUGCUCUCUGAAAUAAAUGUUUACUCUGUAGUUUAAAUUGUUAAGUAUUCAAUGCUACUGUUUGUUGUGAUUUUAAUUGUCAGUAUUAAUUGUAAAUUCAAAUAAAUUGUUAUAAAAAUGCA
Messenger RNA from Mercenaria mercenaria, 1958 nucleotides. Its product is annotated as peroxiredoxin-like 2A. The record is from RefSeq and is a predicted model, not a curated record. The transcript is spliced from 6 exons. Lineage: Eukaryota; Metazoa; Mollusca; Bivalvia; Venerida; Veneridae.